Molecule: messenger RNA, 9091 nt
Organism: Paramuricea clavata
Lineage: Eukaryota; Metazoa; Cnidaria; Anthozoa; Malacalcyonacea; Plexauridae
Source: the annotation of a GenBank genome assembly
AUGAGUGACGUGAAACGUUUCCACAAAAAAGAAGCUGCGAGAAUAUUAGUUGAGCUACGAAACAAGACCGAAGACGAACGACUGAUGAAUUAUCGACGGCAGUUGCUAACCAAAGACAACAACAUGGACGGAAAUCAAAAUUCCAGAGAAUUUCAAGAGAGAAUGGAGCAAGCAUGUUGGCCAUGCCCGUGGCCCGCAUACCCUAACUUGGUCUUACCACCAUACCAUACAGUGCCAAUUGGUUAUCCUACCUGGUCACAUAACCCACAAUAUUGGUUUCCAAACCCGACAGCCUACCUCCCUGAAAUGUCAACAAAUCCAUACAUCCAAGCACAGGCAGAAUAUCAAGCUAACUUUACUUGGCCAAUGUUACCUCACCAGCAAGGUAUUAAUUUACACAAUAUUAAUGUACUUUUACUUUUGUAACGUCAUUUUGAUUUUUGUGUGGUUGUACGUUGAAUUUUUAAUAAGGACCAUUUAAUGUCCACCCCCCCACCCCCCCCCUACGGAUGAGUUUUUCUGAAGGAUGACUCAAAAAGUCGUUUCUGAGGGGUUAAGCCUGUCGGCAUCCUUUGAUCUCUGCGAUUUUUCUGAGGGGUAAGGGGAAAAUUUACAAAUUUCUGAGGGGUGUUUUGUGUCGGCACUUUGAUCUUUUUUUCUUCAUAGGGGUUAAAAUUUUACUGACCUCAUCCGUAGGGGGGGGGGGGUGAUUUUAAAUGGAAUGGUCCUAACUAUAAAAACAUAUGAAUAAAGCCGAAGUACCAAUGGCAAUGCUCAAAACGUCCGGUUCAUUUAAUACAUGCUCCAGUAAUGUUAACCAAAUGCUUCGACCAGUUGACCUUCGUGCGUAAAAAUUUCACAGCUUUGUCAACAAGAUAUGUCUGGCACUGUUUGUUUCCAGUUGUUGACAAGUCUGGAACAAGUUAUUAUCACGUAACAUGUUGUAACAAGGUUGAUGAGGCCUUAAUAACAGACUCGCAAUUUAUUGAGUUUGUUGAGUUUCUCACUCGUUGGCCGUUGGCCCAACUUUGCAAUUGAUAGGGGGAACCGAGGUAACUACGUACGAUUUAACGUCCUUAUGGGGGGGGGGAUAGUCAUGUUUUGACCAACAUUUCCUAGGAUUUUGACCAUGUAGUACAAAUUUUUCCUGAAAAUGUUGUCGACGGGAGGGGGGGGGGGGGGGAAGGUCAAAAAAAAUUUUCCGGACUAACAUAAGCGUAGUCAAAAAAAUUUUUCCGGACUAACAUAGGCAUAUUGAACAUUUUUCGACCAAGAUAAGCAAGGCGUCCAAUUGUUUCACCACAGCAACUCGACCAUCUUUUAUCCCAAACUUUGACCAAGUUUUUCCGAGUUUUACCUUAAAUUUUAAGCAAAUAUCAGUUCCAUUUUGACCAACUUGGACCAACGUUUGAAUUAUUGGGGGUGUUACACCCCCCCUAUAGCGACGUCCCUGCCUUGACACUGUGACCUUGACUUGAGUAGAGGUCCGACCAAUGUUGUUCAAUCAUUGACGACAUUUGGAAGACCGGGUUCAAUCAUUUACCGUUCGCGUCUUGUUGGUCUGUUGGAACAACUUGUAGCAAGUCAGUUACUGUUUUCAACCAUGUGAGAUACACCAACUGGGAACAUGCAGUGCUCACAUCCUGAUAUUGGCCUGAUAACAACCUGUUACAACUUGAAUUGUUUGGAGAUUUGUAACAACUUGCGCGUUUUUAGGUGUGUAGAGUACAGUUUUCGAUCAAUUCGAUGGUGAUGUCUCCUGUUAAGUGCAGGGUCUCUUUUAAGAAAUUGUCAGUAGGAGAUGGUGAAAUGGAAAAGUAUGGACAUGUGGGGAUCUGGUGUCCACCCUGGUCCCUGAGCUUCUGGGCCUGGGGCUUGAGUGGCUUCACGUUCGGCAUUUUUGGACACAACGUUUUGAUGUGUUUCAUCCGGUGGAUAAAGGUUUAGUCCUGGGAAAACACUUUUCUAAAAUAAGACCCUCUUGUUUCCGUAAUAUAUUUUACAUACUAGAAAAUACAUGGAUGCAGAAACCCUCGCCUUGCUGACAAAACCAUUGUAUUUUCCGAACAUGAAGUAUCUAAAGUAGUUGUCAUGGUAACACGAUAUCAAUUUUUUAAGAAUAUUCUUACAAAUGAGAAAUCGCCUAAAAAUAUCACUUUUAAUUACAAAAUUAUUGAUUUCCCAACAUAUAAAUGAUAUGUUAGGUAUGUUAUUAUAUGUAAUAUAUAAGCCUCAAUUUAAGGUAAAAUUCAAGUUCACUAUAGUGUUCUUUAUAAAACUAAACUGCCUUUUAAAAUGGCUUUAUCGAUAAACUUUGAGUUUGCAAUAAAAUGAUUUCAAAUUCUCGCUUGCAAAUAGCUUUGCUUUCUUUUUUAUUUAAAAAAUUCCAUAUCAUAAAAAAGGGAAUCAAUAUUAAAGAUACACUGAAAUUAUAUGCUGUCAGUUGUUUAGUUGUUUCAUAUACGCAAGGGCCGUCGGGUUUUAAAGCCAUUAUAAAAUCAAUAUUUAAAAACAAACUUACCUUCGUUAGUAACAUCGACUCCCUUCUUUUAGCCGAUUCUUUCGCAGUUUCUUUCUCAGAGAGCUUUUGAAAUUUACAAAAUCUUGCAAAAAUGCGUACGAGCAAAAAUGAAAUAUAUUUGCAAGAAAUUUAUCAAUCAUCAAAUCAAGAAAUGUUUGCUAUUUCGCUGUCGUCAAGGAGUCGUUAUAAUGCAAACUUUAAAUUGGACCAAUCAGUGUCCGCUAUUCAUGACAGUCCGCCAUAUUUUUGAGAUCAGUGAGGAUUACCACCCACCCAACACCCCAACAUCGUUGGUCAUCCACGCCCGCGAUAAUUGAUGAACUUUAGACUUCGCUAAUGCUUUCGUUUCCCCGGGUGUAAAUAGGCGGGGGGAAUUAGUACCCUCGCAGGGCGCUUCGCGCCGUCGGCUCGGGGACAAGGGACCUUCACUGGGAGUGCGAACAUUGAGGCUAGGAGGAAAUCCCCCUCCCCUCUUCAGCCUGUAUAUUAAAAGAGGCCUUGUCUUGUUAUGAGAUUUUCACAACCCAAGAGUACCUUGAAUUAGCCUUUCUCACGCCGCCAUUUUUGGGUGGCUUUUCAGCCGAAGUCUGCGAGAUAAGUCCACAUAUAUAACAGCGACUUUUCAUAAAUUUUUGGACGAAUGAUGGUAAAUUUGCUUUGUAAAUGAUCAGUUUAUUUUGAAACAUUGCUUUUCACAUUGUUAAUUUAAUUGUCUGCAUUGGUUAAGUUAACGAGAAUACACCCUUUCGAUAAUUACGUCAUAUUCUUUAUUUGACCAAUAAAUGUGGAAAUAACUUUAUUUCCAUAUUUAUUGAUCAAAAACCAAAAAUUUUUUUCGCGCUUGUGUUGAAGAAGGAUGUUCUGCUUCUCUGUGCAUAGCCCAUGAGAAAACAAACUUGAAAUUCUUUCCAUGUAAGAUGGUCCCAUGUUGAAAACAGUGUAGUUGUGACGUAAUUAUGGAAAGGAUGUAUUAGAUGCCACCCAAAAAUGGCGGAUAUUCGUCAUCGUGAGAAAGGCUAAUUAAAGCCAGUGAUUAAAGCUCACAGUAAUCAUGGAUAAUAAAAUAAAUGGGUAGGAAACUAGCUGACGUGACCUGAUGUUUUCAAUGGGCUGAUGGCGUGGUUGGAUGUUCAAAACUAGUUGCAAACCAAAUUCUCAAAAACGGCAUGUUUAGCAAUAAUACAGCUAAACAUUUUAGUCAAAGAGCAAAUAAAUAUAACCACGCCAUUCUGCGAUGAAAACUCAAAGUAUUCCCAGUCAAUUUUAGCAAAUAUUUCGAGCACUAAACAGUGAAAAAUACAUCGCAAAUUUCGUUAAAAUUUGUGACGCCAAUUUCGUAGCUACAAAUGUAAAAAAAUACAAAACAAAGACGAAAAACAUUUACCUUGAAUACUUUGUCGUGGCUUAGGCAUGUUUUUAAAACAAUUAGACCCGUUUAUGCUUCAAUAUCACUCUUUUAAAUGGAAAUUAUAGCAAAACAACAAAAAUGCCGAGAACUUUGGUAAUAUUCGCAAAACGCGUGACGUCACGUUUUUCAACAAGGAUGAGGUCAAUGACGUCAGGAAGUUUCCUAUCCAGUUACAAUCUCGUUCCCCGAGCAUGCCCGUUCGCAGGUUAAGGGUGGGCAUAGCUCUGGAGAAAUCGAAUUGAUUCAGGCCUGUGAUUGGCUAACGGCAGAUAGUACGUUGGAUUUCCAACGUGAGUUCUACGCAUGCUUGACAAGUUGCAAAAUAUAAACAAAGUAUAUUUUGGAAUUUCUCGUCGAAAAUUUGAUACUUUUUACACUGAAAUCGAUUGAAAACAACUAGAAAUUCUGGAGAAAAUAUGUACGAAAGCUUCGGAUUGAUAGGGAUACAACUACAUGAAAAAUACAUGGAGAACUUCGACGUUUCGAGCGAAGGCGCUUCGACUUGUGGUGUUAGUGUUUGUAUACAUCGUACUUGACCUUUUAUACUGUCGUACCUAUUAAACACUACGUAUACCAUAAAUUCUGACAGGAGAGUUAAAUGUAAAUUUUAAAGCACAUAUAUAUUAUACUCAUUCUUGAGGAGAUUAUAUUUAUCAGUAAAGGUAAAGUACGAUGUAUACAAACAUUAACAGUACAUGUCGAAGCGCUUUCGCUCGACACGUCGAAGUUCUCCUUGUAUUUUUCAGGUAGUUGUACCCCUAUCAAUCCGAAGCUUUCCCCCAGAAUUUCUAGUUGUUUUCAAUUCAAUUUCAGUUGUAAAAAGUAUCAAAUUUUCGACAAGAAAUUCUAAAUACUUUGUUUAUAUUUUGCAGCAAUUGCCGAGCAUACGUAGAAAUCACGUUGGAAAUCCAACGUGAAACAAUUCGAUUUCUCCAGAGCUAUGCCCACUCUUAACCUGCGAACGGGCAUGCUCGGGGAACGACAUUGAUCCAGUUAUUUUACAAUCCAUGCAGUAAUGAAUAAACUUUGUUACAAAUUUAAACGUGAUUCUGUUCCGAAAUAUCAGUCGGCAGAGCAUUGGGCUAGCAUUGCAAAGGUCGUAGGUUCGAUUCCCACAGUGGCCAGGCAUAUUUUUUAAGCUUGUCCAGUGUGGAUAUACACCCAGAGUAACAUCACAAGCAUCAUAUUCACCUGAGUACAUUACACCAACACAGAAAAAAAAAACACAAAAAACUAUGCAGUGUUAUGUUACCCAGGGUUAGCGGAAUUUCGCAAGAAAACGACAACGAAAAAUUCGCUUUAGGACAGAAUAUAUCGUGCAAGAUAGUUCGUCUUGUGUUUAUACUAAAGGCCAAUUUACACUUGGUGCGAUGUUCUUCUUGUAAUGGAUGCGAACGAGGGGAUGAGUUGGAAAUGUCUGAGCUGUGGUUCUGAGUAUAUGUAACCUCUGAACAUUCAUAACUCGUUCGCAUCAGAAGAACAAACUCGCAACUAUAUAAUCGCAGCAAACGAGCCUUUGAAAGACGGCUGAUUCGUCAGAUGGAUAUAUGUCUUGUGGGCGACGACACGAACUCGCAGAGACUCAGUGCAGUAUCAUAAUCAGAAGUCGCGGAACCAGGGGGAAUUAGGGGCAGAUAUGAUGCACCCCUCCCACAUAUGUUUUGUCAGUUUAUGCACUUUUUGUGGAAUAAAAGUACCAUUUUUUCCAGCAAUUGAAGAGGAAUUAUAAAUGCCCUCUUAAACUAAGAAAUCUACAAAUGCCCUGUUAUGCACGUAUUAUCAAGGACAGAACUGAUGAACUGGACUUAAGCCUGAUUGCUAAAGACAGGGCCGUUGCGAGGGAGUAUUGGGGGGGGGGGGUGGUCAACCCCACAACUUUUUUAGAAUUAACAUAUUCGGAAAAUCAGGUUGGCCAUCCGGAAAAUUACGGCAAUAAUAGUAUAACAAAAAACAGAGAAAACAUAAUAUAAUUGUAUUGUCAGUAUAAACUGAUUUACGAAAAUAGGGCAUUUACAUGGAUAACAUUUAAUCAAUCGUAAAUCGGUAAAUGUUUUUAGGUUUAUUACUUCUCAGGGCCGUAGCAACCAAGGGGGGAGGGGAGGGGGGCUGCAGCCCUCCAAAUAAUUUGCUAAUAAUCAUUCUUUUUCCAAAAUCAUGCAGACCUUUAUCAUUUAAAUAAUAUACCUUUAAAAUACUGACAAUUGAUUAAUUUUAAGCGGCUACAUUAUCCAUGACAAACUGCAAUGAAUCAUAUUACCCAUACAUUCCCACAACUUCUCCAAUAUAUAGUUCAUUAAUUAAAUACACCUUCGCCCAUUUAGUACUACUAAAUUGUAAGCAAAGUGUAAAUUUCGACAUACUAAAACGCUGUUUCCUGACCAUCAGAAUUCGGUCAAAACUUCUCCAAAGUCCAGGAAAUGGCAUUUCAGAGACUAAAUUUAAAAAUUUCAUCGGGCCUUCGGCUCUCGUUUUUAGCCCCCAAUCAAAAAGAGCUUCCUAAGGCACUGCAUGCUUCUGUAAUAUGUCUGUGCGUAAAAUAUGCGUAUUUUUGCUUGUAAAUUGCGUCUUCAUUUUCCGGAUAACAAACACCUUCGUGGUUUCGUAUGCCAUGCAAUAUUCGGAAUUUUUUUCGUCAUUCGCAUUUGUGGUUAAUCAGUUCAUGUUCAGUUUAGGAUGCAGAGCUUUAGAGAAUAUGUAUAACAUCCGAGGCUGUAUCAAUAUUGCAUGCGUCCAAACCUCUAGACCUUCUAAGGACACAUCUAACAUAUUUAGAAUGUUUGCUGACACAAGUGCCCUUUCUGGUCAGUGACUCAGUGCCCCCGCCCCCCCCCCCACACACACACUUUCGAAAUGCUUCCGCGGCCUCAGUGUUUUUCUAAAACAAUACUUAGUUGUUCCGAUUAUGUGUGGAAGAGGCAUUAAAGAUGCAGUACAGUCCGAUCUGCGCAUGUGCACAAAGGAGCCCUCUUUUUAUUUACAAACAGUUUAUUUAGGUUUUUAUUUCAUUUUAUGUUCUUGCAAAGCUUGAUUGUUGUGCCUUGAUACUUUAUUAUACUCUAGAAUCGUGAAAAUAUAAAUAGUUGUCGAAUAAAAUUCAAUAUUUUGGGUACUGAAAUGUAAACAAGGCCUUUGUUUACAUACGGACUGUACCGCAUUUUUAAUGCUCAGUUUCCCUAUUGUUCUCCAACACAGCUUACGUUGAUCCUGGACAAUCCAACAGACGAAGGAGAACACAAUUCACAGACGAACAACUUGCUGUUUUUGAGCGAACGUUCACACACGGAUCCAAGUUUCCAUCGCCUGGAGAAAGAAUGCGACUGGAGUCAAAAACUGGAAUAAGUAAAGAGAAAAUAUCUGUUUGGUUCCAAAAUCGUCGAGCAAAAGAAAAACGCGAGAAAGGACAAGGUGGAGGGAGCAAAGAGUCCACGACCACUGAUAGUGAGUUGGAAAGUGAAGAUGAAAGGCAGCUUAGUAUCUAUGAUGAAACACCCGACGAGGACAGCGAGAUUGAAGAUACACAAAAUCACCAGAGUAAAACAACCAUUGAUUUCAAACUAACACAUCCCGCAGAUUUCCCUGCAAGUAUACCUAGUGAUAUGAAACCACCACGACCAGAGGGCCAGAGCACAAGUGGAUUUUAUCAUAGCGAGAUUCAAGAUAAAGAAGAGCACCAGAAUAACACAACCAGUCACAUUAUAUUAUCACACCCUAUAAAUAUUCGCACAAAUGAACCAACUAAUAUAAAACUACCAUGUCCAGAAAGGAAGAGAGUAGGUGAUAUAAGACAACCACAUCUCACAAAUAUCCACACAAUUACGCCCAAUAAUAUCAUGCUAUCAUAUCCACAUCCGGAAGGGAAGAUCAAUACACCAAGUGAUAUCAAACAACCACGUACAGAAGAGAAGAGUGCCGUUAGUUCAAGUGGGCUUUACCAUGGCGAGAUUCAAGACACACGAAAUGACCUGAACAACACACCAAGUGUCAGUGAUGUAAACAUCCCACAUCAAGAUGGCGACGGCAAUACGCCCCAUGAUAUUAAAAUACAACCUCAUAGAAAUAUCCCUACACACACCCUCACUGACGUGACGUUUGGCAUAGCGUCAAGUAAACUGUACCAUAGAGAGGUUGAAGAUGCACGAAAUGACCAGAACUAUCCACCCAGUGAUAUCAAAGUAGAACAUCCCACAAAUACCUGCACACAUACUACCACUUCUAUAAGAAGACUAUCACGUCCAGAGGGGACGGCUGAGUCGAGUAAACUAUACCAUAAAGAAGUUGGAGGGACACAAAAAUACCAGAACACACUUAGCGAUAUCAAAAUAAUGAAACGACCACUUCCAGAGGGGACAAAUGAUACAGAUUCACGUGGGUCUUGCCAUAGCGAGACUGAAGAUGCAAGCAACCACCAAAACACAACCAGUGAUGUAAAAGUGCUACAUCAAGAGGGCCAGAGCAACAGACCCAAUUACAUUGUACUGUCACUUCCAGGUGGGACGAUUGCCGUAGAGUCAGCUGAGCAAUACCAUAAGGAGAACCGAGAAACACGAAAUGACCACAACACACCGCAUGGUGAUGUUGAACUGCUAUAUCCUACGAGUAUCUUCACAAAUACCACUGAGACCAAAGCACCGUAUCCAGGAGGGACGGUAGCCGCAGACGUAAGUGGACUCUACCGCGGCGAGGUUGAAGAUUCCGGAAAUAGUGAGAGCACUAAAGCCCGAGAUAUAAAACUACCACAUUCCGCAAAUAUUUCCAUAAAUGCACCCACGGAGAUCAAAGUACCACGUCCAGGAGGGACGGUAGCCGUUGAUUUAAGCGGACUUUACCGUAGUGAAAACGAAAACACAUCAUCUUUCGUACCACCAAUACAAACGAAGACUUCUUGUCUUAAUGAAAAGCCGAGAAAACGUAGUCUUAUCGGCGAAACAGAAAUCACGGGUGAAACACCUGUCAUGGUAACACACGUCAGCAGUAUAAACGUCAUAAAUAGCAUAAAGAAAGACAUUGACAUUGCGGAAGAUUCUGAGAGCGGUGAAAAUGUCAUUAAAGACUUCAGGUUUCAGAGUAAGAAAGCAAAGACAGAAGAAGACAUGCUCGAUACCUAUGCAGUUACAACACUAAGUAACGCUGGUCCUGAGUGUCGUAUGUUCGGCGAGACGUAA